AUGGAAGACCAAGCCGAGGCAUAUGAGGAGCAGAAUGUACACGAGGUAUACCAGCAAAUUGCGGGACACUUUUCAGCCACGCGCUACAAGCCAUGGCCAAUUGUUGAGCAAUUUCUCCAGAGUAUACCAGCUGGAUCCGUUGGACUGGAUGUUGGCUGUGGCAAUGGCAAGAAUCUCCAAGUGAACCGGGAUGUGUUCAUAGUAGCCUCUGAUCGCUCCGAAAACCUGGCCAAAAUAGCAGCCCAGCAUCAACCCCAUUCGGCGGUGGUGGCCGAUAUCCUCCACCUCCCGCACCGGGAUGCAUCCUUCGACUUCGCCGUCUGCAUCGCUGUGGUACACCACAUGUCCACCCCAGCACGACGGGUCCAAGCCAUCGCAGAGAUUCUGCGAACCAUGAAGCGCAGAUCAGGGACGGAGCCAGGCGGGCGAAUCCUGGUCUAUGCAUGGGCGCUCGAGCAGAAGAAUAGUCGUCGAGGCUGGGACAAGGGAGAUUCGCAAGAUCUCAUGGUGCCGUGGGUGCGGAGAGCCAAGCCUGGAUCCGGUGAAGAGGAUCAAACCUUCCGCCGCUACUAUCAUCUGUACGAGAGCGGGGAACUGGAGCGUGAUAUCGAGCAAGCUGGAGGAGUGGUUGUGGAGUCGGGGUAUGAGAAAGACAAUUGGUGGGCGAUUGCAACGCCCAAGCACGAUUCAUGA
Molecule: messenger RNA, 693 nt
Organism: Penicillium daleae
Lineage: Eukaryota; Fungi; Ascomycota; Eurotiomycetes; Eurotiales; Aspergillaceae
Product: tRNA (carboxymethyluridine(34)-5-O)-methyltransferase
Exons: 3
Coding region: 1-693 (230 amino acids)
Biological process (GO): tRNA wobble uridine modification
Cellular component (GO): cytoplasm; nucleus
Molecular function (GO): tRNA binding; S-adenosylmethionine-dependent methyltransferase activity
Source: RefSeq, a predicted model, not a curated record